UGUAGCAGUUUCCUCAAAACUAGCUGGACAGCUAAACAUCCCCCAUAACACAGUGUAAAACUUUGCCUCGGGAAACAGUGGUAUACACUUUAACACUUCAGGCUGAGCCUUUCAUACGGUUAUGACGUGACUUUGGUGCCGGCGGUGACUGAGCUCAACAGCGGGCCUGUUUUUUUUGGAAAGCUCCGCAUCUCUUAAACCAAGUCCGGACUGAGCAGGAUGCUAGCAUGCGUCGUUAGCAAACCGAGGCAGGAAAUUAGCUGGUUAGCUUCGACAUCCAGUCAAGUAUUAUGAGGCUGAAGUUUCCCUCUUAUUACUCACACUGAGGUUAAAUACUGACGACGCGAUGAACAGCGAAGCAAUAGUGAUCCGUAUAAAAACGCCGUCUGGAGAUAUGGACUCGUCCGUGGACUGUCCAUCUCUCCUGAACUUCAAUGACUUGCUGGUCGCAAUCAGAGAUGUCAUGCCUGAAGCCACUGUCACCGCCUUUGAAUAUGAAGAUGAGGUGGGAGACAGAAUCACAGUAAGAAGUGAUGAAGAACUCAAUGCCAUGUUGUCAUAUUACUGCAACACAAUGAAUGAACAACGCAUGAAUGGACUGCUGCCGGACCCUCUGCAGAUUUUUCCAAGAGCCGGCAAGACUCCAGGGAUCCGGAACAUACAUGGCCUGAAGGUUAAUACAAGGCCUAACCCAGUGAAUGACUGCAGUCAUGCUGUCCCAGACUCUAUAGCCAACAACAGCUUAAAAAAGUCAUCUGCCGAGCUGAAGAGGAUCUUGACAAAUGGCCAGAUAAAUGCCCAAGAUAUCCACUAUCAGGAGCAGCUUGGCCAUGGAAAUGGAGGCACAGUUUACAAAGCAUACCAUGUUCAUGGCAAACGGGUUUUAGCCGUCAAGGUCAUUCCUCUGGAUAUCACGGUGGAAUUACAGAAGCAAAUCAUGUCAGAAUUAGAAAUUCUCUACAAGUGUGAUUCGCCCUACAUCAUCACUUUCUUCAGUGCCUUUUUUGUAGAGAACAGGAUAUCAAUAUGCACAGAAUUCAUGGAUGGUGGCUCUCUGGAUGUCUACAAAAGAAUUCCAGAACAUGUGCUUGGGAGGAUUGCUGUGGCAGUAGUCAAAGGCCUGACAUAUCUGUGGAGCCUGAAGAUACUUCACAGAGAUGUCAAGCCUUCCAAUAUGCUGGUGAACACCCGAGGACAAGUCAAGCUCUGUGACUUUGGUGUCAGCACACAGUUGGUGAAUUCUAUUGCCAAAACAUACGUGGGAACUAAUGCAUACAUGGCGCCGGAAAGGAUAUCGGGAGAACAGUAUGGGAUCCAUGCAGAUGUUUGGAGCGCGGGCAUCUCUUUCAUGGAGCUGGCGCUUGGCAUGUUCCCCUAUCCACAGAUUCAGAAAAACCAAGGAUCUUUAAUGCCUCUCCAGUUACUGCAAUGCAUUGUUGAUGAGGAUCCUCCGGUUCUUCCUGUCGGCCAGUUUAGUGAAAAGUUUGCUUACUUCAUCACUCAGUGUAUGAGGCGAAACCCCAAAGAGAGACCUGCACCUAAUAACCUCAUGGAUCAUCCCUUCAUCGUGCAGUAUAAUGAUGGAAAUGCCGAGGUGGUGUCGAUGUGGGUUUGCCGCUGUCUGGAGGAGAGGCGGGCUCAGCAGGCUCAGGGACGCAUGUGACCUCCUCCUGUCGUCCAACCGUGACAGACCAGGACGUUUGAUCCCAAACACCCAUUAAAAAAGGAUUCAGGGUCAAAUACGUCUAUAUGCACUGUACCUUAAUAUAUAUGGACAAAAAUCACUAGAUGUUACUUUAUGUGAGCAAUUCUUUAUGUAACAGCACCCCUGGGGUGUGACAUCGAGGAGCACGCUCGCAUCCUUUGAACUGAAUAUUAAUCUCUGCAUCAGCGGGUCUCCGCCUGCAGAUGCUUUCCAUUUUAAGAGAAUCCCAAAAAGCAGUGACCAUCACAGUCCGAUGAGCGGAGAGGUCGAUGGUCCUGAUUUAAGGGACAGGAAGAAACUUCAAAGUACAAGACUCCUACGUGCUGACAGAGUUGCGCUCUGCUUCGAUGAUGGUAUCCCAAAUAGCCGUCUUGUGCUUUACUGUUGACAGCCCUCCCAUGAAUGUUAAGGUUUUGCCUGUGAGUAAAUGCCCAUCUGUGUGCCUAUUUUUUCCAGCGCUAUAAUUUGUUACCUCAGCAAACUUGAUUUGUCACUGCAAUAGCAAAACUUCCCCCAAAAUAUGCUCAACCUUUAACUCUUGGACUUGAACGUGUGUAUACAAUUGUUCCUGAGCUGGUUAGGUUGAGGGUUUCCUGCAGUAAGUCUGCACUGCAGUGUUUAAAGUAAAGAGCAAUAUUCUAAAAGCCAUUAAGAAUAAGGGAAAAUACAGCUAAAAGUAUAAUCUCCCCUGACAAAGCACCACUGUUUAAAAAUGUUUUUAUUGUGACCACUAAGUUACUUUAGAAUAAAAUGUCAUUUAUUAUUAGACAUUUCACUGGGUUGCCUAAGAGAUCACUUUAUUUUGCUGCAAAGGGAAAACGUUAAUGCAGUGUACUUGACACCAAAGAUGAUACAGAUGGUGAAUUAUAUGGAUUUCUCAUGACUUAGGCAAACAUAAGAGGCUAAGUGACUCAAAUCAAUUGUUUCAAAAAGGUUUUUACGUGCAGCCGAUGAAAUGUGUAAUGCUUAAGUGCAAUUAAAUGGCAUUGCUUCCACAUAUUCACAGCGAACGUUGCUUACAGUGGCACGAUCUGCAGUGUGUGAAUCAAAGGAAGCAAAUGCAACAGAAAAAAAACAUGAGCUGCAGGUUUAUUCUUCUUCAGCGAAAGAUGUGGUUUCAUCCUUUAAGUUGAGGAUACAUGGACAGCAGUUUCCUUUAUGAGUGAUCAGAAACUGAAAAUGUAUCAAACAGUCAAACAUGCUCCAUCGUGUCAUUCAUAAUGUGGGGAAUCCUGAAGGUUGCAAUAUUUAGUUUGAGUAUUUUGCAUAUUAUUUCUAAAAUGGACAAACAAUUAGCAGCUCAAAAAGUUCAGGACGCACUGCUUACCUUACCUGCGUGUGGCAUUCACAGAACCUCUUAUUUCUCAUUCCAGCAGCUGCACAGCCCGCACGAGGCGCGCGUCUGGGAAGCAGCUUGAAUCUCUCUCCUCAUACAGAGUUUCUUAACAAAAUUAGGCGAACACUGCACUCUCCCCUCAGGGUUGGAAGUAACAGCACAAACGCUGCAGACCUACAGUCAAAGGUUUCAGCCCAUCACACAGAGGUAAAAGUAGGCCAGUUCAGAUAGAAGGUGGGGGAAAAAAUCCCAGGUAAACCUGAGUUCUGACUGCAGUUCACAUUUUAUCCACUAUAUUGCAAAUUCAGCAGGUUAUAAGUUUGGGUUGGCCAUAGUUGUCCCACGGUGUAAUGUGUUUAAAGCUAAUUGAAGGUUGCUAAGGAGAAAUGUGUAUUCCCCGAUCAGUUGGUGAGCAGUUGCUGUGAAGUCAAUUGCUUGAGCCCCAGUUGCACAAGCCUAGAGACCAGUCAGUGACCCCCCCCCUUCCCCCGAUAACCACCAGUCCCAAGGGAAAACUCUGUAUUCUCCAGUCUUUGCAGGCGGUGAAAAGUGAAACUGGUUGCAAAGAGGUAUAAUAACCACCUUGCGCUCGCUUUGGUCACUAGUAGAUUGUUGUGUUGUCAUAGUUUGCAAGGAAGACACCAGUUUGUUCACCUUCAAAGUAAAAGUUUGGAGUUUUGAAAUGUGCUGGCUGUCACAUUUUUUUCAAUUUUUACUGCCACUCUGCAGUAGUUACCAAGUGCUUAGGGACAAAUCAGCGUUUUCCAUACAAACUACAGACGAUCACAGCAAGCUGCUGGCGGUGGAAGCAAUCGCAAGGAGGUUUGCGGCUAGUUUCAGCCGGCAGCUGCUCACCAGUCGGUCAGGGAAUACACAUUUUUCCCGACCGGUGGGGCCACUGACCAUCCUCUGAGCUGCGUUUUGAUAAAAAUUUUCUCACAAGAAAACAAAGAAAAAUCCAAAAUAUCCUGAAAUACAUUGUGAGUUAUGUACUGCAUGUUUUUGGCGCGGUCGCUGUUAUGCUGCGAUGUUCCAGCUGUGAACAUUAGACAAACACUGGAAGUUUAUCGGGUUACAAAGUGGAAGCUUUUUGUCAUUGCUCCCUGAUCUCCUGAUUUUCUGUGAAUUUGAUGUGGUCACACCUUAAAUUAUGUUUCAUAUAUAUUUGAAUGAUCUAAUAUGAAAAACAUUACACAUUACAAUGUGCUUUUUGGCAUUUUUGUGCCUUUAUUUGACAGAAACAGCAACAAAUUAUGACCCACCAGGAAUCAAACUGGGGACAGUGGUUAAGGCGCUUCCACCCUUACUGCUCAGUUAUUGGUCACCAUCAGAUAAACCAACAAUGCCACGAUAAGUAAUUUAUUGCCACUGUUUGCCUCGUAAACCUGCAAAGGAAGUCCAGCCGUUUACUUUUACAAUUUUUUUUUUUCCUUUGGUUGUUGAUGUUUUAUUUUUUAUAAUGUUUGUGCAAGAUGCCAUUUAUUUACCUAUUGAAGUCACUACUCUUGUAACAGGUGAAAAUGAAAAAUUGAAGGUGUUCCUGUCACUGAAAUGCAUCAUUGUGGAUUCUUCAACAGUUGCACAGAGUAGAUUAGGUUCUCUGCAUUAUACUCAGUUUGAUCACACACUUAAUACAGUACAUCGGUGAGACAGCCACAUGAUACUAGGCUGGCCUUUACAAAAUAGUAACUGAACUGUUUUGUUGCUCAUGAACAGUGUGGUGACUUUUCUUGCCAAGCAAAUGAAACCAAGACGAUGGCAACACUUCACAUUUCUGGACAGUUGUGCACUUUGAUGAUUUUGAAAUGUUCUCACAGACUCUGACUUUAAACAGGAAUCUGUCGUAAAAAGAAAGAAGAGGGACGGCCUGCUUCUGAUGGAGCUCGUCUCUCACUCUGUUUCUCUUGUUUUCUCCUGAACUUCAGAACAUAAAGUCAGUGAUGAGAUUCAGCAGAGGUAUCCGUGCUGUGAUAUUACUGUCUGACUAUGGCCUUUCUGUAAUUAUCCAUGUUGGCACAUAUUCCUGCCAUAAUAAAUAAAAGGUAUUUAAACAAUAA
This is a messenger RNA of Archocentrus centrarchus (flier cichlid), 5098 nucleotides long. RefSeq names its product mitogen-activated protein kinase kinase 5 (gene map2k5). Gene Ontology annotation, biological process: protein phosphorylation. Lineage: Eukaryota; Metazoa; Chordata; Actinopteri; Cichliformes; Cichlidae. The record is from RefSeq and is a predicted model, not a curated record. Gene Ontology annotation, molecular function: protein binding; ATP binding; protein kinase activity. The transcript is spliced from 22 exons. Bases 347 to 1663 code for a protein of 438 amino acids.